Messenger RNA from Candidula unifasciata, 870 nucleotides. Lineage: Eukaryota; Metazoa; Mollusca; Gastropoda; Stylommatophora; Geomitridae. The record is from the annotation of a GenBank genome assembly.
AUGGCAGAUGGGGAUAACGGCGGCACUAGUAACGAAGUUUUCGAUGCAGAAAUGGACAAUGACAACAGCGUGAACACGGUCAGUGAGGAGCUGUCUAGGUUCAGCUCCCAGUCGGACUCCCAAAGCUCUUCUUGUACAAGUAUAACCAAUCCAUUCUACGACGGCCCGCCAAAUAUAAAUGAAAGGAAGGAUGAAGGUGUUCAGGGUAAUCGUAGGACUUCUGGAAGUUCACAUCGACGGAAGAACACGGCUGAUGAUCUAACAGCCGCAGGUUCCAUGAGUCAGGGAAGCGCGGCUUCUAGUAGCAGGUCUGGUUCGGAUGUGACGGAGGAGAAGAUUCAACAACGUGUGAUUAUUUUUUGGGAUCUGGGAUAUUUGGUGACUUGUGCGGGUCUUCUUCAGUUUGUCCAGUUGGUGAUGACCUCUGCUACGUUGGUCUGUUUGGUCAGUGCUGGCAAAUCUGACGGUGGUCUGCUCAACCUUCCACUCAGCUGGCACUUCCGUAUCAUGAUUUUUGUCAUUGUCCUGACGCUGCUGGUGACCUUGGCUAUAUUCCUGGGAAAUUUGACCUCAUUAAUUACUGUCUUUGGAUUUGAAUGGACAUUUUUUGACAUGGUCGUCUAUGGAUUGUUUGCCUUCCUGUACCUGGUGGGGUCAUCCUUGGUUGCCAGCGCCUUCGACUUCUACCAAAAGAUGAAGACCGAUGUCUCCAUUGAGACAAUCAAUCAGCUUGUCACUUCAGUGAUCUUGGGUUACAUCUGCAUGCUGUUGAACGGAAUAACAUCUUUCAUGAGUUACAGAAAGUGGAAAAUCCAGUAUCGAUUGUAUCAGAGAAGAAAACUCAUAGAAGAGGAUGAGAUAGAUCUUUGA